AUGAGCCAACGUUCUUCGGCUGGUUCGUCAGGGUUACCGUCCAGAAGUUCUCAGGUUGGAGUUCCAUGUAGAUGCUGGUGUGGUGGAGAGAUUAGAACCUACACCUCAAAGAUGGAAGAGAAUCCCUGUAGAAGAUUUUACAGAUGUGUUGUUGGUGUGAAGGAGAAGAAGGAAAAACACAUGUUCCGUUGGGUUGAUGAUGCUGUACUAGAGGAGAUUAGGAUGGUUGAAAGCAAACAAAACCAACUCUUAGAGGAUCUAAAAAAGAUGGUACCAAACAAUGUGGAGCUCCAAAAGGAGAUGGUGAAGGAGAUGGAAGAAAAGAUGGAGAAGCAUAUGAUUGAGAUCAUCAGGUAA
Molecule: messenger RNA, 357 nt
Organism: Camelina sativa (false flax)
Lineage: Eukaryota; Viridiplantae; Streptophyta; Magnoliopsida; Brassicales; Brassicaceae
Source: RefSeq, a predicted model, not a curated record